Megalops cyprinoides (Indo-Pacific tarpon) is the source of this 1827-nucleotide messenger RNA. RefSeq names its product ectonucleotide pyrophosphatase/phosphodiesterase 4 (gene enpp4). Bases 378 to 1766 code for a protein of 462 amino acids. The record is from RefSeq and is a predicted model, not a curated record. The transcript is spliced from 5 exons. NCBI's taxonomy places the organism in Eukaryota, Metazoa, Chordata, Actinopteri, Elopiformes, Megalopidae.
AUUUUGAGGAAGUUGAGAAAUGUUGAAGUCGAGAGCGAAAGUUCUUGUAUAACGUCUAGCCCGUUUGCUUUGCUAAAGGCGUUAAAUUCGCAAUUAUUGUAUGCACUGGGUUUUAUGGGGGGCCUUUGAUUUCAGCGUCUAUAGCGUCGAAUGAGAUGAAUAGACAACACAUGGCAGAUCAAGCUAGCUCAAAGCUUUAGCGCUGGCGAGUAUAAGCCUGUCAGCACUGAUCUGGCCGUGUCCCUGUAUGACAGCUCGACACCAUUAGAGUAAAAGCAGCAACGUAUCGCCCUGUCAGAAUUGUGUUCGUACAUGACUGGGUGAGCAGGGGUAAGGUGAAACAGCGAGGACAGUAAGUUCCACACACUUGCUCCAGGAUGUUACUCAGAGGUCUGCUGUUUGUCCUGGCUGGUUUUUGGGGUUUUGUUGCCUGCGAUCAGGCAGGAAAUGCAACCGCGUCUGAGAACCCCACUGGCCCUCUCCCAUUGCUGCUGGUUUCCUUUGAUGGCUUCCGGGCAGAUUAUCUGAAAAAAUACACCUUUCCCAACUUGCAGAAGUUCUUUUCAGAUGGCGUUCUGGUUGAUCACCUGACCAACGUCUUCAUCACCAAGACCUUCCCCAACCACUACAGCCUGGUGACAGGGCUGUACGCAGAAAGCCACGGCAUUCUAGCCAGCUUCAUGUAUGACCCGGAAACCAAGAAGAGGUUCUCCAUCGAAAACGACACGGACCCCUUUUGGUGGAACGAGGCCACCCCCAUCUGGGUGUCGGCGCAGAAUUCCGGGUACAAGACGGCCAGCGCCAUGUGGCCCGGGACGGACAUAAAGAUCCAAAACAGAACUUCCACCUUCUUCCUGAAGUAUGACCCCCUGGUGACAUUUCAGGAGCGGGUCACAAAUCUGACCAAGUGGCUGACCCAGGACCAGUCAGUCAAGUUUGCAACGCUGUACUGGGAGGAGCCCGACCGGGCGGGCCAUAUGUACGGGCCGGACAACGUCACGGAGAUGGGCCGGGUCCUGAGGGAGGUGGACGACAACGUGGGCUUUCUGGUGGACGCGCUGAGCAAGGCAGGGCUGUGGGACAAGAUCAACGUCAUUGUGACCAGCGACCACGGGAUGGUCCAGUGCUCCCAGGAUCGACUGAUCCUACUGGACAGCUGCCUCGACGCCAGGAACUACACUGUGGUGGACCUCACGCCUGUGGCCGCUAUCAUCCCUAUUAGCAAUGCAACACGUGUGUACAAUGCCCUGAAGAACUGCCACCCUCAUAUGAAAGCUUACCUGAAAGAGGAGAUGCCUGAUAGGCUGCAUUACAAAAACAACGAGCGGAUCCAGCCAAUCAUGUUGGUCGCAGAUGAAGGCUGGACCAUUGUCCAGCAUGGGAAGCUUCCACGUUUUGGUGACCAUGGAUAUGACAACUCCUUACCCAGCAUGCAUCCCUUCCUAGCCGCCCACGGCCCAGCCUUUCACAAGGGGAAGAGGUUUUCCACCUUCAGCAGCGUAGACGUGUACCCUCUGAUGUGCCAUCUCCUGGGGCUCCGAGAGAUGCCCAACAACGGCAGCUUCACCCACACCCGCUGCCUCCUGGCCAGCGAGAACUGCAUGGACCUCCCCCAGGUCAUAGGCAUCGUGCUCGGGGCCCUGAUGACCCUCAGCACCCUCACCUGCCUUAUGGUCUUCCUAAAGAACCGCGCCAUGGCCUCGUCCCGCCCCUUUGCCCGGCUGGAGCUGCAGGAGGACGAUGAUGACGACCCAUUGAUAGACUGAGAGGGUGCAAGUCUCUGAGCUCAUCUGUUGGAGCAGAAGGAAGAUCAUCUUACCCCCCCCC